GCACUGACCCCGCCGGGCCCUAGCAACCAGAGCAGUGACAGUAGCAACGGCCGGAAUGGCAAAAGCAACAACAAUCAAAGAGGCCCUAGCCAGAUGGGAAGAAAAAACCAGUCAGAAGCCAUCAGAAGCCAAAGAGAUAAAGCUUUAUGCCCAGAUCCCUCCUAUAGAGAAGAUGGAUGCAUCCUUGUCCACACUUGCUAAUUGCGAGAAACUUUCACUGUCUACAAACUGCAUUGAAAAAAUUGCCAACCUGAAUGGUUUAAAAAACUUGAGGAUACUGUCUUUAGGAAGAAACAACAUAAAGAACUUAAAUGGCCUGGAAGCAGUAGGGGACACAUUAGAAGAACUGUGGAUAUCCUACAAUUUUAUUGAGAAGUUGAAAGGGAUCCAUGUAAUGAAGAAAUUGAAGAUUCUCUACAUGUCUAAUAACCUGGUGAAAGACUGGGCUGAAUUUGUGAAACUGGCAGAACUGCCAUGCCUGGAAGACCUGGUGUUUGUGGGCAACCCCUUGGAAGAGAAGCAUGCUGCUGAGGGGAACUGGAUCGAAGAGGCAAGCAAGAGAGUGCCCAAGCUGAAAAAACUGGAUGGCACUCCAGUAAUUAAGGAAGAGGAGGAGGAAGAUAACUAAUGCCACAUUUUCCACUUUGUGUUAACUUAUUUAAAUGUCAUACGAACAAUAGAUAAGUUUUAUAAAAUUGUCUAUUUUAAAAAUUCUGUGUGGGGCAAAGGGUUUUUAAGAUAAACAAAUCUCUCAUGCCUAUCUUUUUUUCUUUUUUUUUUUUUUCCUAUCUUUUUUUCUUAACCUAUUCAGUGGUCCUCACCAAAAAUGAUAACACCAACUUUGCAUAUUUUAGUCCUUUUUAGAAAUUACAGAUUUUCAGUUUUUGUCUCUAGUCCUAGUUACGUACUACAUGGCCCCAUUGCUGAAACUUUUGUGGACUUGUUAACAACAAAGAAACAAAUGUGGUUCUUUUUUCAGUUUAACUUUUUUAGGUCAGGCAUUAACAUAUAUAUAUAUGUAUUUAACUUUUAUAUCUGUAGACCAUCCUUCUUGGUGUUUCAUCUCUUUAUGACUUGGAAGCACAAACGUGUCAUGCCUUUGGUUCAGAGGCAGUAUGGUGAUGGGAAGAGUUCCUCUUAAAAAUACAGCAGCAGCUCUAGAACAGUUAGAAACAUGGUGAAAGAAAAACUAAAAUUGUGGAGGCCUUAUAGCCCAUGUUGUAUUUACUUAUUUGUUUUUCCAAAAAUAUGUGCAUUGUCAACUGGAAUUUAGGUUGAGUUCACAUGCAUGGCCACUUGAGUUCUGUGUAAGUUAUUCCCUGAUCCAGAGAUUAAAAUGACUAUCAUGGUCAAUCCUUUAACCAAUACUGUGGCCUUGUUCAUAUGGACCUGAUUUUCGACACACAUUUUGGUUUAUAGUUCCUUAUAUUUCAUAUGAGGAAGUAUAAGAAGUAGUUUUAUUUGAAUUCCUAUCCUAAAUGUUAACCAUUUAUGCACGUCAAACCUGCCCUAAUAACUUAAAUCUGUUGACUCUCAUGUUGGGAGAAAUGAUUGUUAUAAUGGUAUAGAACUUAAGGACUGCAUUUGGUACCUUUCAAUAAGUAAAAUUUACUAUUUCAAAAAAGUAUUUUUAGAGAAGUUCUAAGUAAGCAGCUUUUACAAUGGAUUUUGUAAGUGAUUGUUAAGGAAAAAGAGAAGAGAUGUUUCUUUAUGGGAUCCCAGGCAAAUGGCAAUAUUUUUGAGGAUUGUCUUCUAAGUGAAGCAUUGUAGGUAAUUUAAUCUCAGAAUUGCAAAGCAAUAGUUAGAUGCAGAGCUUAGGUUUUGUCAUAGAAGAAAACAAUUCUUUUUGAAAAAUGCAAGAUAUGGUCAUCGGUAACCAGUAACAGACUGACGAAAUCGCUGAUAGAUUGCAGAAAAGAAGUCUGAGGCUCCCUGCCAAGUUGUGCCUGAAGUCCCUCAACCAGAGACUGUUGGUUCUUAUCUCCCCAUUUACCUGUGUCUUUCUCCAUUUUACUUGUCAAAGUGGGGAGAGUCAUUUUUAAAAAGUGGUUGCAUAAAUAGUCCUGGAUUUCCGAAGUUUUCAGCUAUCAUUUAAGUAGGAUUUCUCUGAGUCGCUCUGAUCACACGGGACCACUGCUUUGACAAUCAAUUUUAAAUACAAACAACAAAGGGAAAAACUAGUCCAUCACUUUUUAAGCUUCCUUUUAGCAUUUCCUUACAGUAUGGUAGGAAGAAACCUUUACUCUGACAGACUUACACUUCAGAGCUUUUAGAUAUUUCUUUUGUGGUCCAUAGGCAAUGAGCCUUGAUUCCCUUGCUGAUGUUUAAGACCCAUAAACUAAGAGAGAAGAUAAUCUUUAUACUUUGCACUUCUUCUAGUAGGCAGACUUGAAGCCAUAUUGCUGUGUAUGAUGUAUUUUCUAAAAGUUAUCCUGGAAGUGAACAUAAUAGGGAAUGGAUGACUUCAUGUUGAAUUUAUUUGUAAAAUGGCUUACAGUGUUGUGUUUGGUUUUUCUAAAUUCCGUAACAUAGAACUAAUUUUUUUUGUUUCUUGAUCACUUCUCAGAGAAAUGUAAGGUGAUUUUCUCUGUCCAUUUCACACAAGACUCAUAUUCAGUUCUGCUCAAUGAAUAUUGGAAUAACUCCAGUGCACCCUUUUCAUGGAAUUAAAGCCAGAAUCCAUGCCAUUAGGAAGUGGGAGAUAGGCUGUAUAAAGAAUUUCAGAAUAUUCUCUCAAAUCAUUCCUUAAAUCAUCCAUCCUUUACUGCUGUAAAUUUACUGCUGAUAUUAAAUGCCUUUGGUUUAUGCUUAGAUUUCAUAUUUGACCUACUUGGAAUGGAUUCUCGGUAUCCCUAGUUUAAAACAUAAUGCCAUCUUAGUAGAUUAUUUAAAUUUCUUUUAUUGUCAUAAUGAUGGUAGAGCUCUGGAAUCAGUUCAGUAUUUUAAUUUUUUACGGGAGUAAUUCAACUUUCCUACAUUCCCUAACUCCAAGCUUAUGACUUGGAAGGUAUUUGUGUUCUUUGUUAAUAGGAGUUAAUUCCUUUAAACCAGUUUCUCAACCUUGGCACUAUUAACAUUUGGGGCUGGAUAAUUCACUAUUGUGAAGGGCUGGUCUGUGUAUUAUAGGAGGUUUAGCAGCAUCCUUGGCUUCUACUUAGAUGCCAGUGAAAUCCCCUCUCCAGUCGUGAUGACCAAAAACAUCUUCAGACAUUACCAUCUGCCCCAUGGGGUAAAAGAAUGGGAACAAAUUCAUCCCUACUUAAGAACCAGUGCUUUAUAUUAACCUUCCUUUUAUCCAGGGUCCAUGUAUUUUUACUCUGUAGUAAAAAUAGCUAAUGUCAUCUGAGUUAUUUGAGAGAAGUCAUUAUGUUUAAAAUCACAGAUGGAAGGAAAUGGUCACUGGUGUUCCCCCCACCCUUUUUUUUGUAAUGUUCAAUUUAAUAAUUUUCUUAUAAUGUUAGAAACUCAGGGCCGGGAGGUUGAACUUAUCUUCUUUUUCAGCAGGGUCUCAACUUUAAUUUUUUAACAUUCUUGCUUAUCUUAGGACAUGAUUGAUUAACCUACCUCUAUCAGCAGACCCACUUUUAUGACAGAUUUUGCUUUGUCUCUAAAGUUAACAUUCUGAGUGUACAUUUGAAAAUGGAUCAUUUUUUAAGUUUUCAUUCAUUAUCCUAGGAAUGCACAGACUUUUUCAGGCUACAGCAGUCACCAAAUAUAGAAAAAUAUUACAUAAAGUUUGGCAAUCAUGUGUGAAAAUUAUCUAGUGUAGACACUGAUUUUGGAUGUGAUCCAAAAAAAUGUCUGGUCAUAAUAGCUGGUCAAUAACUUGGUAUGGUUACUGAAUCCAUUCUGCAAGCAGGUGGUAUAAGACACUUAGAUGGGGUUCAUAUGUGGAAAGAGAAAUUUUGACUUAAAUAGAUGCUGCUUCUGAUACUUUUUACCAGUAACCUAAAGUAGAAUAAGGAGUGACUUAUUCUCAGAAUUGGUGAUUUGUAAGUAGAGUUGAAAGUUAUUUUCUGUGACCUAGAAUCUUCUGAGUGUUUCUUAAAACAAUGGGAAAAGUAUAGGUCCUUGAAAGGCUGGAUUUAAUCAUUCACUUAGAAAAAAAUGGGGAAAAUUCAGGCAUCGAUUAGUGUCUAACUGCAGUCCAAUAUACAAAGAUCUUCCAUUGUAUAUUGCUAAACUGAAAGUUACCCUUAGUCAGAAAUCAGUUCCUUUUGCACACAUUUAUUUAAACUGCUUAAUGUGGCUGUAAAUAAUUAAAUAUAAAACAAGAUUCAGUGUAGCAGAGUUGGUGCUUCCAACCUAGUUAACCUAACCAUACUCCUUUAUCUUCACUGUAGCAUGAGUUUCCUUCUUUUUGUAAAACCAUAAAAUAGGUGCAAUAAAAAUAUUAAGGGUUAUGUUUUAAAAAUCAAGGAACUUUUAGAAAUCCCAUGUCUGUAUCUUUAUUCCUGCCUUUUUAUAAGCCAGUGACUACAAAAGAAAAAACACUGAAAGAGAAAACUAGACUGAGUCUUACCUUUUUCUGACCCAAGAUAAAUUUUCACUUAACACUUAGAGAAGUCAUAACUGGACUCUAGUUAAUUUCCCAUAUUGGGCAGGUUAGGGAAACCAGCCAACCAAAUUAUUAUCUAUCAAAUUUAACAAGAGGAAAGGGAGAGUAAAUUAUUUUUCACUACAUUUGCACUUUAAAAUUAUGAACUGGAUGUUGGUGGAAAAUAAUCCCAAAGGGCAAAUGGGUAGAUACCUCGCUUAUAUGUGGCUAUUAGAGAAUCAAACUUCAUCUUUGCUCCUUCUAAACCCACAUGAGCAGCAGUUUUCUUUUGAUAGAGUCAGAGUCAGGAUUUCCCUAGUUCUCUACUUGGUCAUCUUCCACGUCUGCUGCAUUGACAGUCAUCCCUCUAGAGGAUGUGUCAAGUAUAAUUCUUCUACUCAGAAUAGAAAUUUUGUGAUUUUUCUUUGCCACACAUACCUUUUAAACUAUUUAGAUGUUGGCUAAAUUAAGUUGUGACUAAUAUUACCAGGGUGGGGAGUUCAGCGGGGGACCUGCCUGUGAGGUGCUAUUGCCUAGAGGAGUAAUCCCAUCAAAAGACUGGUGAGUUGGUAGCUGUAGAAAACACACAUGCUUUUCCCAGGGUAUCAGUCAUGAUCACAAGCAGCAUUCCAGAAUCUUUAGCUUCUAGAACCAACUCCAUUCUUCAGAGAACGUUUUAACAUCUAUCAAUACUUUGGUAAUAAUCUUUUAUAUGCAGGAAUUUUGUAGUGUGACUUUAUCACUAAACUUACUGUGUUAAAUUAUUUAGAAAUAUUGAGUUUCUGAAUGUUAUUUUGUGAGAUUUGUUUUAAAAUAGUAAUAAAUUGUGUUAUUUU
Molecule: messenger RNA, 5373 nt
Organism: Talpa occidentalis (Iberian mole)
Lineage: Eukaryota; Metazoa; Chordata; Mammalia; Eulipotyphla; Talpidae
Gene: DNAL1
Product: dynein axonemal light chain 1
Exons: 8
Coding region: 56-628 (190 amino acids)
Cellular component (GO): cytoplasm
Molecular function (GO): protein kinase binding
Source: RefSeq, a predicted model, not a curated record